Messenger RNA from Closterium sp. Yama58-4, 1068 nucleotides. The record is from the annotation of a GenBank genome assembly. Lineage: Eukaryota; Viridiplantae; Streptophyta; Zygnematophyceae; Desmidiales; Closteriaceae.
AUGCGUAGACAAGGACAGCCGGGUGAUGUGGAGGAGGAGUCGUGCAGCGAAGAUGAUGGGAGUUUCGGUUUGGGAGAAGGGAUUGGUGAAGAGGAUGAGGAGGGACGGGAUGAUCGCGAUACCGUGACAUAUGGUGGGGCGCUGAUCGAGGUGUUUGGAAGGGAUCCCGGAAUUGCCGGUGAUCGGGGUGGAGCUGAACGGAUGGAACAAAAUGGUGGGAGCGGAUUGGAAGGGAUGGGAGGUCAGCAAGGGUUGAGAGGGCAGCAGGGAAGGGGAAGACAGCCGGGGUUGGGAGGGCAGCAGGGGAUGGGAGGGCUGCAGGGGGUGGCAAGGCAGCAUGGGAGUAAUCUGCAGCAAGGGGGGGAAGGACAGGCGGGUGUGGGGGGCCAGCAUGGGAUGGGAGGGCAGCAUGGGAUGGGAGGGCAGCAGGGAAGGGGAAGACAGCCGGGCUUGGGAGGGCAGCAGGGGAUGGGAGGGCAGCAGGGGAGCGGAGGACAGGCGGGGUUGGGAGGGCAGCAGGGGAUGGGAGGGCUGCAGGGGAUGGCAAGGCAGCAUGGGAUGACACCACAGCAAGGGGGGGAAGGACAGGCGGGGUUGGGAGUGCAGCAUGUGAUGGGAGGGCAGCAGGGGAUGGGAGAGCAGCAGGGGCUGACAGGGCAACUGGGGAGCGGAGGACAGUCGGUAAUGCGAGGGCAGCAGGGGAUGGGAGGGCUGCAGGGGAUGGGAAGGCUGCAGGGGAUGGGCAGGCAGCACGGGUUGACAGGGCAGCAGGGGAGCGCAGGACAGGCGGGGUUGGGAGGGCAGCAGGGACUGGGAGGGCUGCAGGAUACAAGAGGCCAACUUGGGUCCCAAGAAGUGUAUGAAGGGCAUAAUGGGUACGCUCAAGCCCUUAACCAACGAUGGGGACGCGUGGGAAUGCCAAUGCACGGAAAUGUUGCAGGCCUGGCGCAUCGUUGGAGCCAUGUGGGCAUGCCAUUGCAACAGGAGGUUGAGGGGUCGGUGCCUGGUAUGCACAACAGGACGCCACGCCAACAGGGGGACAAGAACAGUAACAGCUCUGUGCAGUAG